Zootermopsis nevadensis is the source of this 3052-nucleotide messenger RNA. Its product is annotated as protein Skeletor, isoforms B/C. The record is from RefSeq and is a predicted model, not a curated record. Lineage: Eukaryota; Metazoa; Arthropoda; Insecta; Blattodea; Termopsidae.
GGCAGUAGGUAACUAGCGCCCAGACAAGCUGGUCGUUCGCGCGGACUUCGACCGAACGUGGAAAACAACGACAACGGGAAUGAACUAUUAGAACUUCUGAAGUGAACAGUUGUUUUUUUAAGUUGUUAUUUAUGUUUAAUUUUGAAUAUUUGAGUUUAUAAACCGUGGAACACCGCUGUGAGCACCAUGGAUACAUCAGCCACAAAUGCAGUCUUCACAUGUCUAGUUCUGUCACUUGCAGUCCAUUACGGUUCCUGUGCGCGCAAUUCGGCGACCCCGUACUACGGAAAACUGAUAGGAACGCUACAGGAGUACGCCCACAGGAUCAAAGGGACGGCGUACGCGGUGGACGAGAGCAACAUUUACAUCAAAGGCUUCAGCUACGACGGGACUGGCCCAGACGCUUACUUUUGGGUUGGCAACACUCCACGGCCGUCUCCUGAGGGCUUCAUAGUUCCUUACCCGGAGAAUUACAAAGGAAGAGAUCCGCCAGUCCUGGGAUCGUUCAACAACAGUGACGUCUUAUUGCGACUGCCAAUGGGAAAGCGAAUUCGUGACAUCCGGUGGCUCUCCGUCUGGUGCCGGCGGUUCACGGUUAAUUUUGGUGACAUUUUCAUCCCCAACAACUUGGAGGUGCCCAAACCACGGGUACUGCCCGAGUUCAAGAGACUCGCUCACGGUCUCAGAUCCGGCAACGUCAGUGUCCUGGACGCCAGAACAUUCUACAUUCCCAACCUACACUACGACGGAGCAGGGCCCGAUGCGUACUUCUGGGUUGGUAACGGCACAGAACCCAGUCCACUGGGCAUCAAGGUACCCAGUGAGAUGGGCAGUUUAGAACCACUGAGGGGUUACCAGGGAGAGGACAUUGAGAUCCAGCUUCCAGGAAACCUCACAGUGUAUGACAUAGACUGGUUGGCUGUGUGGUGCGUUCAGUACAGGCACAACUUUGGUCACGUUCUUAUACCCAAGGACCUUGACGUUCCGCCAGCGUUGGGACAGACCAAGAUCACUACAAGUAGCACAACCUCUGAUCCAAGAGAGGAGAGGCCAAGCAACUGUCGUCAGUUGCUUAACGAGCGCCUGCAGGUGCAGUGGGAGCUUCAGGGUGACAUGGUGCAGAUACAGUUGGCAGCACGCAUGAGGGAAGACCAGUACAUGGCGUUUGGUCUCAGUGGUGAGCAGGGACGCUCCUAUAUGAUUGGGGGUGAUGUUGUGGUUGCAUUCUAUGACAGUGAACGAGGUACAUUCCGGGUCGAGGAUUACUACAUGUCCGCCACAGCACAGUGUAAUGGGAAGAGUGGUGUGUGUCCGGAUGAGCGUAUUGGUGGCCGCAACGAUGCAGUUUUGGUGUCAGGUGAACGAAAGAACGGUGUGACUACAAUUGUGUACAGGCGUCCACUUCAGACCAAUGAGCCAAUCAAUGACCAGCCCAUUCCUACUGAUGUAGAAGUGAGUGUUAUUGCUGCUGUGGGACCACUCAACAGUAACAAGGAGGCAAAUUCACAUGCUGCCCCUGACAAAACAACAGAUGAUAUACGCAUUGACUUCAGCAGCAGAAGUGACCACGCCUGCACCACUUCCCUCUUCGACCUGCCAGAUGAAAAGACUCUCAAACCAUGGCCUCCUGCAGUCAUUACAGGGGAGUCUGUGUUCUCGGCUCGCAUUGGACCCACAGGGGGUAAGAGAGGCUACACACCAAUCACAGGUCACCCAUCUUGGGGAAUUUCCUGGUAUAUCAAUGAUCUGCUGAUCCCAGAAAUCUAUGUAGAGCGGGGCCAGACGUACACCUUCAUUGUUGAGGGUGGAAAUGAUCGAACAAAUCCUGCACGUUACCACCCUUUCUACAUAACUGACAGCAGCGAAGGUGGUUUUGGUCAGAAGUCUGAAGCAGAACAGAAGAAGCAACGUGUGUUUGCAGGUGUACGCUACGAUGCGGAGGGAUACCCCUAUCCAACUGCAGCUGGUCAUUACUGUGAAUGGGCACACAAGACUAUUGAUCGCUCAGCAGAAAUGGAGACGUUUGAUGAAUACCUGGACACCCUGCGGCUGGAAUGUGAUGAUGGCGAACCUGCCUACCUCAAUUGGACUGUAGCAACAGAAACACCAGACCUCUUGUACUACCAGUGCUACUCACACACCCACCUUGGAUGGAAAAUCCACGUUGUGGACAUGGGGUACCGGUCCCAGCGUAACGGCACCAGUACUGCUAGCAUGGCAGCUUUCAGCUCAACAAUUUUCUUUAUUACAGCGGUGAUUGGCUUGGUCAGGUGAAGUGCAGUCUUCCUCAGGGUGGGGAUUGCUCUGGUGCAAAGUUGAAGUGCUCUUUGUUACACAAAAUGACCCUUGUCAAGAGCCUACAAAUUUUAAUUUUAUUUGAUGGACAGGCAGUUGAGCCUGUUGGUGGUUAGUGAAUAUGAUAUGAGCAGCAAGGAAGUUUUACAUACUUAGACAUAAUUUAUAAACUCACUGACCAAAGAAGUAGGAGCUAGUUCAUACUGGCCACCUUCAGGUUAUGUGAGCUGUUGUCAUUUUAAUGGUAAAGGGAAUAUUCAUAAUUCAUAAUUAAAAUUCAGUCCAUUUCUUCUCACUGUGAGCAGACAAUAAGACUUUACGUGGUGACAAUAACAGCUGAAUUGUUGUAUAUGAGAGUAUAUUUAUACUAAGCAGAUGCAGCCACAGUAGAACAGUUGGUAGCAGUGGCCAGGCUAUCCUAUUGCAUAAUUACAUAUCCAUUAUUCAUUCAUAUUAUUAGCUAAUGCAGUUUGUUAAGAUCCUGUAAGAUUUUGUAUUAACUGUUUCAGUUUUGGUCAUUCUGCAUUUUUGAAACAUUCUUUUAUGCCAAAAUCUUCUUGAAACCUGGGUAUCCCGUGCCUGUAGGAACUUUUUGUGGAGUCUGAAAGAUCUGCAUAUUAUUGUGGUAACGUGUGAGCUUGUAAAUUUGUGUCGAACAAUAGGCGUAAUGAUACGAAACUACUUUCAUCAGAACAUACUUUGGGAAUGCAAUUUUUGUGAUAUUGGUCUCAAGCAUAGGCAUGCCUUUCUCCCCCCC